This is a messenger RNA of Theobroma cacao (cacao), 2534 nucleotides long. Its product is annotated as PHD finger protein At1g33420-like. The record is from RefSeq and is a predicted model, not a curated record. NCBI's taxonomy places the organism in Eukaryota, Viridiplantae, Streptophyta, Magnoliopsida, Malvales, Malvaceae.
CCUAUUUAUGAUGUGGGAAAAAAGGAAAGCCCAAAAAUAACCAUAUCACCGUAUCAAUCAAACAUAUGAUUGAUUGAUCAGAAAAAAAGAGACCUCCACAGCUACUCACUCCCUCAUCCCAACACUUACCGCUAAGCAACCAAACCCUUUCUCGUUUCCCUCUCUUCUUCCUUUGUUCCUCUGUAGCCGCCCCCCAAACCUCCUCACCCCAUCAGAUCCGCUCGUCCUCACCCUCAGAUCUCAUCUCACGCGCUUUGAAUCUGAUUCCACGCGCCACUAUGGUCGUCAACGGCAUGCCCGUGAAGAGGAUGAAGAGGAGAGUAACGGCCGAUCUCUACGACUUCCUCACCUUUCCUUCUUCUGCUUCGGGAUCUAGCGUUGCCAUGCCGUUUCGGGCUAACAUCAGGUCGUUUCUAACGAAGCACGCGCUCAUGCCGCCUCCGACUUCUCUUUUUCCUCACCUGAUGACUUGGCAGAUCCUCUUCAGGGUCGGUAACGCGACGGACGGCUCUGAUUCCUCCUCCACCAUGGUUUGUCUAGACGUGGUGGAGGAGGACGUCGCUAGAUCUAGAUCCAUCUACUGCGACCAGUGCCGAGUCGUUGGGUGGAGCGGUCAUCCAGUUUGUUCUAAACGCUACCACUUCAUCAUAAAGGCUGAUGGUAAUUCUAUUGGCGGCUACCACAAACCUUGUGUGCGCUGUGGAGAUAUCCUGCAUUUGUCAGAAUUAAGGUGCAAGUCAUGCAGCCAUGUUACAACUACAGAUGAUCUUGAGGAUUGGGUGUAUCACCAAUUGGAGGACACCACUCAUCUGUUACAUGGUGUAAUCCAUUCUAAUUGUUAUGGCCACCUUCUUAGGGUCAAUGGCAGGGAAGGGGGUUCCAGGGUUCUUUCAGGAUGUCAUAUCAUGGACUUCUGGGAUCGACUAUGUCAAACCCUUGCUGUCAGGAAGGUCAGUGUGAUGGAUGUAUCAAAAAAGUAUGGGUUGGAGUACCGGCUGCUUCAUGCAAUUACCAAAGGACACCCAUGGUAUGGGGAUUGGGGUUAUGAAUUUGGUGCUGGUAGUUUUGCCCUGACAUUUGAUGCCUAUAAAUCAGCUGUUGAAACUCUUUCUAGCCUUCCAUUAUCCAUCUUUCUUCCACAAGGAUGCAAACCCAGCACUCGACUGCAAGAUGUAAUCUCAUUUUACCAGUCUUUAUCAAAGUCUGAGCUUGUAAAUAUAAAGGAUCUCUUUUGUCUUCUGAUGAGGUUGAUCCAUGAUGCCCACAAGUCGUCCUCUAGGGUUGAGGAUGCUACCUGCAAGAAACCACGAACCUCUUCUUAUGGGGUUGUAUCAUGGAGUAGAGCUGAUGUUGGACGCGUUGAAGAGGCCAUGUUUAGAGUGCUUCGGGCCGUGUCUGGGUCCAACUGGGUAAGCUACCGUGCUCUUAGGGGAGCUGUCUGCAGAGUGGCUUGUCCAGAACUCCUUGAUCAUUGCCUCAUGGAACUUGGUGGAAAACUGGCAGCAGAAGGAAUGGUUGUUAGUUCAAGGCGCAAUCCUGAUUCAGGUGCUCUCGAGUUUAGACUUGAGCCUGGAACUGUUUCCGUAACCACCACUGGCAAUGAUUUUCGUGUUGCAAACUGUCCCCCCUCUGAGGAAGUGCUUAAGCGAGACCUUAAAUUCUUGUAUGAAUCCAUACUCCACCCUCAAACCAUGUUGAGUUACGGGCCUGAUCUGACGAGAAAUCUUGCCACCAGCUCUGCUGAGAAGCUCCUUGACUGCAAGCAAUUUGUGAAAGUUUACAAGCAUGAGAAGCUAUCAAGCGGGAAUGAUGUUGUAGUUUGCCUUUCAUGCCAGUUGGAGCUUGUGGAUCAAUCUGAAGAAAUUGGCCCAGAUCCACCUGCAGAACUAGUUGUGUUACCACUAAAUGCUACUGUAUCAGACCUCAAGAUGGAAGCUUCAAAGGCUUUCCAGGAAGUGUAUCUGGCAUUCAGAAGAUUCCAAGCUGAAGAGUUGCUUGGCUAUGGCGGUGUAGAGGAUUCCACCGAAGUCAAGCAUUUGUUGGGGUCAACUGAAUCAGUUCGAGUUCGAGGGAGAUGCCUGGGGAAAAACGGGCUUAGUAAAUUUAGGGCGGAAAGAGGGAUUGAGAGGUGGACGGUGGAUUGCAUUUGUGGAGCUAAGGAUGAUGAUGGGGAAAGGAUGUUGGCUUGUGAUGUUUGUGGGGUGUGGCAGCACACAAGGUGUUCCGGCAUUAAAGACUCGGAGGCAGUGCCUGCGAAGUUUGUUUGCUACAGGUGCAGGGAGUCUCUGCACAUGACUCGAACAGGUGGACAGUGUAAGGAUGAGACCGUCUCUUCUCUGGGUGGCACUGGCAGCUAUGGAGAGAGCUUGACAACUCCUUAAGGUGUUGCUUGAAAUCUCGUUGUUUUUGGUGUUUUGUAGGGCCUAGGGGAGCUUUCCUCGGGGCCUAAAUCGAUGUGUACAUAAAAAGGGAACUGGCCGUAAGGCAUCAAGGCAGUUGUUGUUCUCUGUCCAGUUGUUUUAUUUUCUUGUAUA